UUUUCGUAUUGUUUUAAUUUUACAUUGGAUUUCGUACGUGAACUUCCAGAUCCAUUAUUUUCUGCUUUUUGCUGUUGGCACUUAUUAUUUACUUGUAUUCCGAUUGCUAUUUUUAAUGGCAUCGACGAGGGAGGGCCUUCGUUACCGAUGUGGUUUAGAGCACAUGUUUCCGCUGCACGGGGCUCGUCCACUUGGCGAGCCACCAAGCUUUUCUUCCGUGCGCAAGAAGAUUUGGGGUCCGCGCGGAGGUAGUCGAGCUGCGAAAGCUGUGGAAAAUGACUGCGCCAGGUUUUUUGGAUCUUCGUGUGGGUUGUGGAUCUCCUCCAGUUCUAUUACACCGGCUUUGCCGGCUUCCUACUGCCGGCAACGUUUUCAUGUUGGUAUCCUGCGGCAGGAGCAGCACCGGAGAUGCGAUACAGCAAGAAUUGCUGUGUGCAGAUCAUCGAUGCAGAGAAUUCUUGCCCGCACUUACGGCACGAUCGCGCCAGGACCGCAAUUGCAGAAGCAUCCAAAUAGCAAAGAGGAGACCACGUCGGAAGCGAAACCGAAUCUUCCGAAAGGCCGAUCUUGGCGGCCGCUACGGGCUUUUGGAGCCGUCUUCUUACUGACGUAUGUAGCUUACACGAGCUACAGUCACGAUUUCACGCUGAAGGGCCCUUUCCGCGGGCUGCGGUUCUGGCAAAAGGUGGGUCCCCUACUGCUGCAAUACCUGUAUUUGAGCAAGUGGGCCGCACCGGGGGAGACGGAGGCAGAACUGCGACAGUGGGACCGGCUGCACGAACACGGGGCCAGCGUUGCCUACCAGGUGAUACUGGAACUGCGGGGCUUCUACAUCAAGGUGGGACAGUUCAUGUCUGCACGGCCGGACUUGCUGCCGGGGCCCUACAUCGAAAAGUUCCGGCGGCUGCAGAACGAGCUGCCCCAGGGAGUGGCCGUCGCGGAGAUUGAGGAGGACUUGCGGCGCGCAACCCAGAAUUCCAUCGCGUUCCUGGACCCGGACUGUCUGGGGGCCGCGAGCAUCGGACAGGCGCACCGGGCAACGCUCAACAGCGGCGCGCCGGUUGUGCUGAAGAUUCAGUACCCCGACGCUAAAUUGCUGUUCCGCGUGGACAUCGAGUGCAUCCGCACGGUGGUGCAACUCGUUUUGCCGCAGAUGCGGCAAGUGUUCACCGAGUUGAAGAAGCAGUUCAUGUUCGAAUUUGACUACUUGGGUGAAAUGCGAAAUCUCGAAGAGAUGCAGCGCAACCUGCGAACGCGAAAUAUGCACGACUCUACCGUGGCCGCGUCUUCACGGAAGAGCAGUGGAGAUAAGGGCGGUCGCGACCACGCUCGGCCGCGACCUACUUUUGCGAAUAACUACUUUACGCCGGAGCACGUGGCCGUACCGAACGUGUACCCGGAAUUCUGCUCAGAUAAUGUUCUGGUCAUGCAGGAACUCGAGGGUGUGAAGCUGGAGGAGGGUUUGUUCGGGAAGCAGAAUGCAGAAUUUUUCACCAUGGCGCACAUCAACGAGCGCAUGACUGGCAACAAGAACAGCUCCGCAAGCGGCCCUGGGAGGGCAGCCAAUGUCGUCUCAGAGAGACAGCCGGGUCGUCCUGGCGGUUCUGCUUUGUCGACAGACAUUACUACCGCACCAGAGGGAGGAACCUCUGGCAGCACGAGCGCCGGCCCUGUACUUUUUCGGGAAUGGCUGGUCUCGUUCUUCGGACGGAAUCUCGAUUUGCUACCUUACGUUCUUUCUGUGGCGCACGCUGCAGAAGUGUUCUACUACCAACUAAGAAGCUGGUUGUUGCUUCCAUUUCUCGCGGUGUUCGGACCGGGUGUAGCUGGUGUGUCAAGCGGCCGUGAUGCGGUUUCACCAAAGAAUCGGAAGCACGAAGAUGCGCGUGCACAACUAGUGCUCCGGGCAAAAAAAUUGGUGCACCUUCUGCUCAAGGUGCAUGGGGAGCAGAUCUUUCACCACGGCUUCUUCCAGGCAGACCCGCAUCCGGGAAACUUUCUCCUUAUGCCAGACGGCCGGCUCGGCUUAAUUGAUUUCGGCCAGGCGAAACGCUUGACCGUCGAGGAGCGCCGGAAACUUGCCAAGCUGGUGCUCGCAAUUGCAGACGACGACCGUUCUGAAAUUGUACGAGUGAUGCGCGUAUGCAUUUGCAAACAUGAAGAUGUCAAGGUCAUUGGCGAAAGUGCACAAGUGGUCGCACGAAAAAAUUCGACGCACAUGAAGAAAUUAGCUGCCGCAUAGAUAAGGUCACAACCGUCUGCGUCCUCCUGGAGCUCGAACAUAGAACUGGUCUUGCAAGUAUCGACGAUGAAGUCCAGUUAUUGGCCGAAGUACUAUACAGAAUCUUACAUGUUUGCACUGGAUACCGUGAUGAGUACAAGUUCGCCCCGGCUUCCGGCUCGGCUGCUGAGAGCUCACCAACUCUAGCUCUGAGCGAGCACCCUGGUAAAGCGGCUGCCGGCCGCGACGCAAAAAUAACAGAAGGGAAUAGUACAUCGGGGGAGCGAAUAACUACAUCCCCUGACGGGGUCUUUCUAGAGAAACUGGCACGCUCGGCAUUCGGCGGACUGGAUAGCAAACUGACCGACGGCAAGCCCAUCCAGGAAUUUUCCGCAAACAUGCGAAAGCAGUACAAUCAGAACCCGGAGAACGGCGAGAUCCCUGGCGAACUUUAUCUCCCCAUGAGAACGGCAGUGCUCCUUCGGGGAAUCGGGCUCCUGCUGCAGCAAUUUGUUUCACCGGCAGAAGUACGUUUCGCACGUUGUAUGUGUCUGCGUCUCGAACCACUUAUAAUGCAGCAACCUUGUAGAUGUAGUUCUGCUUCUGAAGCUGCGUCACACACCAGCAUAAGAAGGCACGGCGAAAGGAGAUCCGUAACGCAUGUGCUGCGACCUUCCUGGCUGGGUUUUUAUGUAUGCUGCAGAAGGAAAAUAUACAGGGUUUUCUUGCAUUCUAACUUGCGGUUCUAUCCGUGGUACAAGACAGCGACAGACCUUGAGAAACCAACCUUUCCGGCAUCGUAUGUUUUUUUUUGUGCCAUGUCACAUGCGACCAUGCCACUUCUAUUUUAUGAAGAUCACAACAAAGG
Molecule: messenger RNA, 3089 nt
Organism: Amoebophrya sp. A120
Lineage: Eukaryota; Dinophyceae; Syndiniales; Amoebophryaceae
Source: the annotation of a GenBank genome assembly